Haliotis rubra (blacklip abalone) is the source of this 927-nucleotide messenger RNA. RefSeq lists its product as uncharacterized. The record is from RefSeq and is a predicted model, not a curated record. The coding region runs from base 1 to 927 and encodes 308 amino acids. The transcript is spliced from 5 exons. NCBI's taxonomy places the organism in Eukaryota, Metazoa, Mollusca, Gastropoda, Lepetellida, Haliotidae.
AUGACAUCACAGUUACCUCCCCCUGGUUCCACCUACACCUUCACAGUGAGUUCCCGGGACAGUCACAGUUACAGAUGUAGAGCGAGAGAAAGUCAGGGUCUGGAGUCCGAGUGGAGCCAGGUGUACAACAUGGAGCCACAAUACGGUCCCUACCAGAUCUCCCUGAACCCCUUCAACUCCUCCUACACUGUGAGAGAACACCAGGCUCUUCCAUCUAUCAAUUGCUCCGCCCUCUGUAGACCCGGAUGUACCUACAGGUGGUUACACAAUGGAACAGCCUUCAGCAGUGGAGCCAUGCUCCAGGGACAAGCUGACAGAUCCAACACAGGCUCCUACAGAUACCCAGCCACCAUAAGCAGUUUUACCGUCAACUCUCACAGUGGCUCAGUGACAGUUAACAUGUCUGACCCAGCUACCUUGAGCUGCAAGGUUGACAGUAAUCCAUGGUCAGUCAUCAGGUUACUGAAUGGAACUGAGGAGUUGACAAGGGCAGAUAACUCCCUGACAGCAACAUAUAGACAGGAGUCAGCAGACUGUAGACAAAGAGGGAACUUCUCCUGUACUGCCACCAACAACAUCGGGGGCACCUGUCACCCAGAGGGUGGAGUUGCUGGUUCUCCUCGACUUGAUGACUCAGUGUCUCAGCAACUCAAGUUCGCCGCUACACUGGGUGGUGACGUGACUGUGUCCGUGUCAGUCCUGGCCUACCCCCUUCCUACAUUCACCUGGAGGAGAUCCAUCAGCACCAGCCAGGACCUCACUGGUUCCUCCAGCCCUGUCUCAGACAUCUCAGUCACUGCCAGACUACACCUUACUAACCUCCAGCAACAGGACUUUGGGGACUAUAAUCUGACAGUGGACAAUGGUGUGGGCGGGUCAGUGACAUACACUGUCAGCAUAGUGACUGAAGGGCGCGGCCGACUCUGA